Molecule: messenger RNA, 1032 nt
Organism: Cyclospora cayetanensis
Lineage: Eukaryota; Apicomplexa; Conoidasida; Eucoccidiorida; Eimeriidae
Exons: 3
Coding region: 1-1032 (343 amino acids)
Source: RefSeq, a predicted model, not a curated record
AUGGCAGCUGUGAGCCCCACAGGUGCUCCAGGGCCUAGCAGCAUGUCAGACCCACUCCUAGGGGAACCUUCUGCCCCAAAUGCUGCACCAACCGCCUCCAGCAGUGGUGUCAGAGCCCCUAUUAGCAGGCUUUCAGGGGUUCAGACGGCUCUUCGGGGGCCUGUAUCUAUAGGGAGCCUUAUUCCCGUUUCUCCUUGUCCGCCAUUGGCUUUCGAGAGCCGCAUCCAGUCUGUAGAUAUCAUUGCUGCAUCUCCGCACAUCUUAGCCGCUUCAGGGCGCUGCGGAUGGAGCCCAUGCUGUUCUGGAGCCAACGGCCCUCCUUUUGAUUGGAUUGCAUUGCUGCAUUCAGCAUCCAGGUCUCUCAGUACUGCCCCUUCCGCUGCCGCAGUGGAAGAAGCAGCAACUCCAUACCUGAGCUCGGAUGAGCAUGAGAGAGCUGUGCAGCUGUUGCGUGCCCUUCGGUCUGGUACUGUGCCGAUCGGCGAGACCGCAGAUUUAUCGACGUUGGUGCAGCAUAAUGCAGUUGUGUUUGGGGGCGUGAAAGAGGUGAACUCAGCGUAUAAAAGCGCCUGGCUGUGUAUAUACGCUUGUUUGGUGCUCGCUUUGCUUCUGGCACCUCUAGGGUGGGUUUUGGUGCUGUUGCUCACCAUCUCUGCAACUGUACGGCGCACACUUGAUGAAUAUGUGCUCUAUUGGAUGGGCCAAACAUGCAGCAAAGUUAAUUUGCUCCUCUUUCCAUGCGGCGUGGCAUUGAUGCUGCUUGAAGGAUCUGCUGAACCUGCAGCUGUCUCCCCCGAUGCUGCCGCUGCUCUAGUGGACGUUGAGCUUGCUCAGCCCUAUGCUCUGGGGGCCUCCCGUGAGGGUCUUCAUGCUUCCUCGGGAGAUAACGAUACACCACAACCAGCAAACGGAGGGCAGCCGGGACCAAGCACCUCCCCAGCAGAGCGCUCUGGGUCAGUCCACGGAGCACACGCAGGAAUCCAUCAUAGCAGAGCCAGGGGCGAAGUAACCCGCUUUAAUUCAUUGAGGUAG